This is a messenger RNA of Pollicipes pollicipes, 399 nucleotides long. RefSeq names its product splicing factor 3A subunit 2-like. The transcript is spliced from 4 exons. Gene Ontology annotation, cellular component: U2-type prespliceosome; U2 snRNP; catalytic step 2 spliceosome. The record is from RefSeq and is a predicted model, not a curated record. Gene Ontology annotation, biological process: spliceosomal complex assembly. Bases 1 to 399 code for a protein of 132 amino acids. Lineage: Eukaryota; Metazoa; Arthropoda; Thecostraca; Pollicipedomorpha; Pollicipedidae.
AUGGAGAUAGCCGACGGCGUGGUGCCCCGCCACCGCUUCAUGUCGGCCUACGAGCAGAAGAUCGAGCCGCCCGACCGCAAGUGGCAGUACCUGCUGUUCGCCGCCGAGCCGUACGAGACGAUCGCCUUCAAGGUUCCCAGCCGCGAGGUGGAGAAAAGCGAGGAGAAGUUCUGGACUCUCUGGAACAAGGACACCAAGCAAUUUUUCCUGCAGUUCGCCUACAAGAUGGAGCCGAAGCCGCCAAAGGACAUGGUAUUUGAGUUUCCGAAUCUGCUGCCCGAGGAGAAGCAGAAGGAGCUGUCGGACCAGAUGAAGGAGAUCGAGCUUGCGAGGGAUACAUACAAGAAGGACCAGGAACGCUUCAAAGACAGGCCCGGUGUGCCCACCUGGUUCAACUAG